AUGGCCUUUUUCCUGCUACAGCUCAAAACCAAAAGAGGAGGAAGAAAGAUUAUAAUAUCCAUUGAUGAGGUGAGGUACUGCAUCCCCGGCGAAUGUCUGUGUAACUUGGAGGAAGGCAGCCCCAGGAGCGGCACCUACACCCGACAUGGCUACAUAUUUUUGUCGCUGGUGGGCUGCCUGACGAAGACCAGCGAGAAUGGGGCGCUUCCUGUGCUGUCUGUGGUGAGAGAAACAGAGUCCCAGCUACUUCCAGAUGUAGGAGCUGUUGUCACCUGUAAGGUCUCUAGCAUCAACUCACGUGUUGCCAAAGUACACAUCUUGUAUGUAGGGUCCACACCACUAAAAAAUGCUUUUCGAGGAACUAUCCGCAAGAAAGAUAUCCAAGCAACUGAAAAAGACAAGGUUGAAAUUUACAAGAGUUUCCCCCCAGGUGACAUAGUUUUGACCAAAGUUAUCUCCCUAGGUGAUGCACAGUCCAAUUAUCUGCUGACCACUGCUGAAAAUGAGUUAGGGGUAGUGGUAGCCCACAGUGAAUCAGGUGUCCAGAUGGUUCCCAUCAGCUGGUGUGAGAUGCAGUGCCCUAAGACCCACACUAAAGAAUUCUGGAAAGUGGCCAGGGUACAGUCUGAGUUCUUACAAACCUAAGCACACGUCCCCUCAAAGAUGGAGCCUCCUGUUUCCAAGAGUACCAGUAUGUAAAGAACAUCAAGAUGCCACGGUCUUUAUUAAGGAUUCUACAGUUACCUAACAACCACCUCUUGAAAAAUCUGGAAAUAAGUUUGUGUUGUAAUGAGCACCCAAGGCCUAUGCAGCUAAGACAGGAAGAUUUUUAGUUUCCAAGUGUGAGUAUAGCCUAGGCUACAUAGUAAGACUCUUUCAACCAAAAUAU
This is a messenger RNA of Myodes glareolus (Bank vole), 889 nucleotides long. The record is from RefSeq and is a predicted model, not a curated record. Lineage: Eukaryota; Metazoa; Chordata; Mammalia; Rodentia; Cricetidae.